Molecule: messenger RNA, 216 nt
Organism: Penicillium atrosanguineum
Lineage: Eukaryota; Fungi; Ascomycota; Eurotiomycetes; Eurotiales; Aspergillaceae
Product: O-methyltransferase
Exons: 2
Coding region: 1-216 (71 amino acids)
Source: RefSeq, a predicted model, not a curated record
AUGGCCUCGAGAUUGAUCUCCUCCAUUACAUCUACUCCCGGCCAGAUCUUAAAUAAUUCAACAAACUCCAAUGAUGACCAUUGGUCCAGUCAACGCCCCUUCAUCAAGAAACUGAUCUCUGAGUGCCGGCCCUCUUCGAUGAUGGAGCUAGACACCUGCAUUGGCUAUUCAGUCAUUUUAUUUAGUGAAUCUGUCGUCGCUCAUGGUGGCAGGUGA